UAAUCCCAUCCUAAUUUGACCUUCAUUUAGGGCUCUGUACUUGAUGUGGGCUAUUAUUUUACAUAUUAAUUAGUGCAUAUGCAUAGCUAAUGACAUUCUCUCUCUUUAGAAUUCAUUAAUGAUAAGUUUUUAUCAGGUCUAGAUUAGCUUUGAAAAAGGAACCGGGAAUAAGGAAUAGGGAACUGGGAAUAAGGAACCAACUUCAGCCGCGUGUCUUCUCUCACAAGUGCAUUUGGCUGUAAGACAGGGAAUGCAUUUCACAGCUCCCUUCCAGGCCAGGUCAGGGGCUGCACCAGCUGCCGGUGGUCCAGGGCCUCUACUUCUGGAGACCUGAGCUGCUAGUGCCACAGCUUGGUUCUGGAGAGGAUCUGCUGAGCUGCCCCUUCCCAGAGCCCGAGCAGAGCCUGCUGGAUGCUUGCCCCCCCUGGCCGUGUGGGCAAGCAGCGCUGCCCUGGGGCCCAACUGGAUGGGGAGCUGUUGCCUUCUCUGGGAUGCUGUUGCCGUCACCAUCUGCCUCCUCCUGUGUGUUCAGACAUCUGCUUCAGAUUCUGGCUCAGACCCCCUCCUCCACAUCAUGAUUGAUGACGGUGGGGGCAUCCGGGUCACGUGUCUCUCUGCUGGGUGGUACCCAGAGCCCCAGCUGCUCUGGACAAACAGCCGUGGGGAGACCCUGAGCCCUGACUCACAAGAGAAAGACAGCAGCGAUCGUGGCCUCUUCAACCUCUCCAGCUCUGUGGUGUUGACGAAGAGCUCUGACCCCGUGCUGAGCUGCACUGUCAGGCCCAGUGCUCCUGGCCCAGAGAAAAAGACAAGCAUCAGUAUCACAGGCCUCUUCCCGCAGUCACCUCCUGAGAAGGCAGUCCUGUGGGUCCUGCUGACAGUGGCUCUCCUCUUCUCUCUCCUCGGGGCUUACCUCUUCCGACGAUUUCGUAAAGAACAUGAGGAGGCAUCUAAGGAGCUGGAGCGGAGGCAGUUCCUUAAAGCAGAGUCCCUGUCAGCAGCAGAGGUGACCCUGGCUGAGGACACAGCAUACCCCUAUCUCAUCCUGUCCAAGGAUCGGAGAAGUGUGACUCAUGGGGCCAUCUGGCAAAUUGUCCCCCAAACCACCAAGAGAUUCAGCUGCUUGCCCAGUGUCCUGGCCUCCAAGAGCUUCACAUCUGGGAAGUGGUACUGGGAUGUGGAGGUGGGGAGCUGGGGCAGCUGGGCCACUGGGGUGGCCAAGGAGUCUGUAGAAAGGAUGGGUGAGUUCCUGCUGUUCCCUGACAUGGGAGUCUGGGCUCUGCAGUGCAUGGAAGGGCAGUGGGAGGCUCUCACCAUUGCCCGAACCCGCCUGUGCCUGGAGGAAAAACCAAGGAAGAUCAGAGUUCAGGUGGACUGUGAACAUCACAGCGUGUCCUUUUAUGAGGCUGAGGACUUGGCCCACAUCUUCACCUUCUCAGGUUGCUCCUGGGAGAAAGGGGGGCCAGUCUUCCCUUUCUUUGCACUCUGGACCAUAGGGACGGAGCUCAGAAUACUCCCCUCACAACGCCUGGAAACAGAAGAGAGCCCUUGUGUCAUCUUUGACCCAGACGUAGAUGAUGAUGAGUAUGUCCCACUGUCUUUAGGCUUAUUGUAGGGCAGAGUAAGGACAAUGGGCAGAGGUAAGGGUGUUAUGCCUGGUAAUUACUUGCUUACAGUGUCAUACUAAAGGUUACUGGGCAAAGGAGAAAAGCCAUAGGCACUAGGCUGUGAAUACCCUCACAUAUACAUUCAUGGGCAGGAUGGCAGCUAGCACAGCAUGGGGACCGUGUUUGAUCUGGUCCCUUUUAUGGCUGUUAAAACCUGUCCUGUGAGUUUAUAUUCAGCAUUAAGCAGACAGGGUUCUUUGGGCAAAUCUGAUAUGUCCUUAGACCAACAUGGCUACAACCUAUACCUCUAUUCAGCAUUAAAGCAUCUGCAUUAUAUUGUUAAUGAGAGAAUUGAACUCAUUAAAACAUUCCUAACUAUA
Molecule: messenger RNA, 1987 nt
Organism: Alligator sinensis (Chinese alligator)
Lineage: Eukaryota; Metazoa; Chordata; Crocodylia; Alligatoridae
Product: butyrophilin subfamily 1 member A1-like
Exons: 7
Coding region: 467-1615 (382 amino acids)
Molecular function (GO): protein binding
Source: RefSeq, a predicted model, not a curated record